AUGGGCAACUCCGCAUCGACACCAGCAACAACAACGCCGUCAUCAUGUUAUAAUUUUCGAAGAGGGAUGGUGCUUAUUCUCAGGUGGUGUCUAUUUUCGGGAGAAUACGAGAAGCUAAAAGAUAAUUUUUCGGCGCCGGUUAAAGAUGCUCUAAGACCAGGUGCUUCUCUGUAUUGGACCUUGGAGCACAUUUACUUGAAGAACUACCGUUUAAUGAUGAAACUUUACGUGUAUCUACGAUCGCUAGUAUUCGCGUUCACGCCUGAUCAGUGGGAACAUCUAGUAAUUAGGGAUGCUGUUCGAGUGUUACGGCCGAAUGGGUAUAUUGAGAUUUCAGAAUUAGAUAUAAACAUUCGUGAUGGAGGUCCUUGCGUUACGCGGCUUUCAGAUGCUUGUGAGUACUAUGAAACUGAUUUUAUUCAAAUAAAAAUAAUAACAAAAUUGACCGUCAAUCAUCUCGAACUGCCAAAUUACCUACACACUGAAACUUGUGUACUGGUGAAAUACAGGCAGACAUAUUACAUCCAUUUUCUACGCGAAGAAUCAAGGGCUGUUGAAACUGAACGCUAA
Messenger RNA from Ambispora gerdemannii, 570 nucleotides. The record is from the annotation of a GenBank genome assembly. Lineage: Eukaryota; Fungi; Glomeromycota; Glomeromycetes; Archaeosporales; Ambisporaceae.